Seriola dumerili (greater amberjack) is the source of this 2283-nucleotide messenger RNA. It is a transcript of the gene skor1a, whose product is annotated as SKI family transcriptional corepressor 1 homolog-B-like. The coding region runs from base 1 to 2283 and encodes 760 amino acids. Gene Ontology annotation, molecular function: SMAD binding; RNA polymerase II cis-regulatory region sequence-specific DNA binding; DNA-binding transcription factor activity, RNA polymerase II-specific. The record is from RefSeq and is a predicted model, not a curated record. Gene Ontology annotation, cellular component: transcription regulator complex; nucleus. Gene Ontology annotation, biological process: negative regulation of transcription by RNA polymerase II; negative regulation of BMP signaling pathway. NCBI's taxonomy places the organism in Eukaryota, Metazoa, Chordata, Actinopteri, Carangiformes, Carangidae. The transcript has 8 exons.
AUGGAGUCGAUGCCCGGACAGCUUCGAGACGCUGGACGAGACGCCAGCUCUUCCCCGGGUUUAAAGCAGGACGCACAGAGUUUCUCCAGCCCCAGCUCCCUCAAACCAAACCAAGUGAGUGAGACCUCCCUGUACGGGGUACCCAUCGUGUCUCUGGUCAUAGACGGUAAGGAGAGACUCUGCCUGGCGCAGAUUUCUAACACCCUGCUGAAAAACUACAGCUACAACGAGAUACACAACCGCCGGGUCGCUUUGGGCAUCACCUGUGUGCAGUGCACCCCCGUCCAGCUGGAGCUCCUGCGGCGAGCCGGGGCCAUGCCAAUCUCCUCCAGGCGCUGCGGCAUGAUCACCAAACGGGAGGCCGAGAGGCUCUGCAAGUCCUUCCUGGGAGCGCAUAGCCCCCCAAAGCUACCAGAAAAUUUCGCAUUUGAUGUGUCUCAUGAAUGCGCCUGGGGCUGCAGAGGCAGCUUCAUACCCGCCAGAUACAACAGCUCCAGAGCAAAGUGCAUCAAAUGCAGCUUUUGCAACAUGUAUUUCUCCCCAAAUAAAUUCAUUUUCCACUCGCAUCGCACCCCAGAGUCCAAGUAUCUGCAGCCGGACGCGGCCAACUUUAAUUCGUGGAGACGCCACCUGAAACUGACAGAAAAAAAACCAUCUGAUGACAUUAACCACGCGUGGGAGGAUGUUAAGGCCAUGUUCAACGGGGGGAGCAGAAAGAGGACUCUGCCCAUGAGCGGGUCGGGAAUGUCUUCACCGAUGAAAUCACAGGCCUCGUCCAGCCUUGCCCAAACCAGUUCCCCUGAGAUCCCUCACAAAACUUUACGGUGCGACGAGGAUCAGGGGAAUAAUAACUUGAGUUUGGCGGGCGGUGCACGGAGCUAUCCAGUCAUCCCAGUGCCCAGCAAGAGCUUUGGCAUGCUUCAGAAAAUCCCCCCACCUCUGUUCCCCCACCACCCCUAUGGCUUCCCCAGCUAUGGGCUGUGUCAGAAAAAGAGUGACGGUGUGCCUGAUGCGAACAAAACCAAUGUGUCUGGUGUGUUUUGGCCUGGCGCAAAGGACACACUCUACCCUACUUUCCCCAUGUUUUGGCCUACACCCGGCGGCCUCCCCUUGCCGCCCUACCCGGGGUCUGCACCAAAACCUCCUCCUGAGCUGCCAGGCAUCCGGCAGGGCGAGCUCGACUUAUCGGACCAAAGCGACCGGGGCGCAAACACACCCAAAGACACCCUCCACCCUCACCAGCAGCUGGACGGCGGAGAGCGCUGUCCCAGCUCCCAGUCCUCCUCCACCAGGAACGACGAGGACAAAUCCGGGGACGAGACCUCCCAGAGGAAAAUCAGCUACAUUUCGGCCUUCAGACCCGUGGUCAAAGACGCAGAGACCAUCGCCAAACUCUACGGUAACCGGGACAGCUACGGCGUGCGCCCUGGCUACCUGUCCCCGGAUUUUAUCAGCGAGAGCUCUAGUUACAGAUCGAUAUCACCGGACAGAGACAGCGUGGUGGACGACGACGACGACCCAGACGUGGAUGUGGAAUCCAACCGGGGUCAAGACGAUGAGGACACGAUCCAGAUCUCACCGGGAGGAGACCACCAUGACUCUCACGUGCCGGACCGAGUCCCCGUGUCUGCUGAGGAGAGCCAGGAGCAUCCUGAUCCCUCCAGCCCCGGAGCAGCAGCAGCAUCACCGGAGGACUCCGCGCACACUGGGUCAUCAGAUGAGGACAGACAGAUGCGUAAUGGCUCUCCUCUUCAUGAAGUGUACGCGCAUGAAAAGGAGAAGGAGCCCUCGUCGUUUGGGUCCAAACAAUCGAGCAGCCCCCGCAGAUCCAACGGUGCUCAUCACGUGUCUGAUGUACAGAACCCGCGCUCUGCAGCUUCCUGUCAGGAGCAGAGGGACAGACAAGCCGAUGGAGCUUUGCGCAUCGACAUCAGCGUGCAUGAAAGAGACCUGGAGAACAUGGCUAAAGAGGAAUUGCAGAAGCAGCUUGUGGAGCAAGUGGAGCUGAGGAAAAAGUUGGAGAGAGAAUUUCAGCAUUUAAAAGAUAAUUUUCAGGAUCAAAUGAAGCGUGAGCUGUCCUACAGAGAGGAAAUGGUCCAGCAGCUGCAGAUUGUUCGAGACACUUUGUGCAGCGAGUUGGACCAAGAGAGAAAGGCUCGUUAUGCAAUACAGCAGAAGCUAAAAGAAGCUCAUGACGCCCUUCACCAUUUCUCCUGCAAGAUGCUCUCCCCUCGUCAGUGCACCGGAGCCUGCACCUUCAAACCCCCGCUGCUGCCUCCCUAG